Molecule: messenger RNA, 4455 nt
Organism: Mesoplodon densirostris (Blainville's beaked whale)
Lineage: Eukaryota; Metazoa; Chordata; Mammalia; Artiodactyla; Ziphiidae
Product: A-kinase anchor protein 13-like
Exons: 30
Coding region: 569-4399 (1276 amino acids)
Biological process (GO): adrenergic receptor signaling pathway; regulation of Rho protein signal transduction; positive regulation of canonical NF-kappaB signal transduction
Cellular component (GO): membrane; actin cytoskeleton
Molecular function (GO): MAP kinase scaffold activity; guanyl-nucleotide exchange factor activity
Source: RefSeq, a predicted model, not a curated record
CGGAGAAAGUAGUGUGUUGGCGGCGCCCCGGCUGUACCUCAGUAGCAGCGCGCUCAGCGGCUUUUGCGAGCUGGGGGAGGGGAGCAGCGGCGGCGAGGGCUGCGGAGCCUCGCGCGGGCGGCUAGGGGCCUCUGAGCGCGGCGGUUGGCGACGCCACGAGCGGGCAGCCACUGAAGUUCUGGCAGCAUUGCUGACAUCCAGGGCCUGGGAGGGAGCAGAGAAGACGGAGGAGGGCGACGGAAGGCGACUGGCCAGAGGGACGGUGCCAGGUUCCAUUUGGCUGAAAGCCACGCCCCUCAAGCACCUCAGCUCUUCCGUGGACUUCAUCUCCUUCAGCCUUUCGGAAACCCUCCUCAAGAAGCUGGUUCUCCUGGUAACCGUUAAAGAGUCUAACAGCCGCAGGGCAGUGAACAGAGGCUAUGUCACCAUCUUGUUCAGGCUGCAUCAGGACUGGCACAGCCAUGACACGACCAAUUCCUACGUGCUGAUCCGCAGGGCGCUUCUGCUUUGCCUCGGGCAUAUUGCCAACCUCCGGUCUGGCAGGGAGGCCUUCCUGGCAGCUCAGGGCAUGGAGAUCCUUUUCAGCACCACACAGAACUGCCUGGAUGACAAAAGUCUGGAGGCUCUCAUCUCCCUUGUGCUUCAGAUCCUGAGGCAAUGCUACCCUAAGAGUCCACUUCCCUUGGUCACAGCCAGCAGUGCUUAUUCUUUCCCAGUCCCUGGGAGCACCACCUCUGAACCUCCACGUGUUCUAACUGAAGAAGAUUUUGAAGAUGAUGGAGACAAAGAAGAGGACAAAGACUCAGAUUCUGAAGAUGUGAAAGAGGAAGAUGAUGCCUUGGAAACAGAUGUGAACAAACUGAGCUCCAAACCUGGUCUUGAUCGACCUGAAGAGGAACUGAUGCAAUAUGAGGCGAUGUGUCUUGAGCUCUCCUGCAGUUUUGAGGCACUGGAGUCCAAACCUGGAGGUGGUUUGAACUUGGACGAGACUCGGUGUGCCAGUCACCACCACAUUCUGACUGCUGCCUCCCCAAAAGGGCUUUGCUUGAAUAAGGACCAAAUCUCCUGGGGACAAGAAAGAGAAGUCCCUGUCCAGACCUCCCUUCUGAGCAGAGUGAAGAUGGGGAGGUCCAACAUACAUCUAACCUCCAAAAAAGGACCUGGAAUGAACCCAUACCGAAAUGCACAAUCCAAUGGUCUUGGGAUAGGUUCUUCCGGAAGUGAAAUCUCAGACGUUCAGGCGUCCUUCAAAGAGGAUGCUUGGGACAUAGAUGCGAUUUCCUGCCCAAGGAUAAGUGCCUCCUUUUCCAAUUCCACUAGACCUAGAGAAGCUACUGAAUUAAUAGAUAAGCUCCUGCAGACACAUCGGACGCAUAUCGCCUUCCAUGACCCCUAUCUUUGUAUGGCCAAAGCUAGAAGAAGCAGAUCUGUGUCUGACUUCACAAUGAUGGCAUUUCCUAAUUUCUGGGGGCAUUGUCCACCUCUCUCUGCCCAGUCCGUGUUGGAACGUAAAUGUGGAGUCCAAAGGAUCAAAAUAUUUGAGGAUGUCCGGAGGCUCAUCCAGCCAAGCGAUAUUAUAAAUAAAGUUGUCUUUAGUCUAGAUGAGCCUUGGCCUUUGCAAGACACCACUUCUGACUGCUUACGGUUCUUCUCCAAGUUUGAGUCUGGAAAUCUUCGCAAAGCCAUCCAAGUGCGUGAGUUGGAGUACGACUUACUGAUCAAUGCUGAUGUGAAUAGCACGCAGCACCAGCAGUGGUUCUACUUCAAGGUGAGCGGUAUGAGGGAUGCGGUCCCUUAUCGCGUCAACAUUAUCAACUGUGAGAAGGCCAACAGCCAGUUCAAUUAUGGGAUGCAGCCAACUCUGUAUUCUGUGAAGGAGGCUCUUCUUGGUAGGCCUGCCUGGGUACGGACAGGCUAUGAAAUCUGUUAUUACAAAAAUCAUUAUCGCCAGAACGCAGCCAUCACAGGGGCAGAGUCUGGGAAGUGCUAUUACACCCUCACCUUUGCCGUCACCUUCCCGCAUGCCGAGGAUGUCUGCUACCUGGCCUACCACUAUCCCUACACCUACACCGCCCUCAUGACUCACCUUGACGUUCUGGAAAAAAGCGUGAACCCCAAGCAGGUCUACUUCCGUCAGGAGGUUCUCUGCCAGACACUAGGAGGGAAUUCAUGCCUAUUGGUGACCGUCACUGCCAUGCCCGAAUCUAACAGCACUGACCACCUGGAGCAGCUCCGUUGCAGUGCUUUUGUCCACAAAGGCUGUAGAGAACGUCUGGCCUCCUGUGCAAAGGUCAAAAUGAAGCAGCCCAAAGGGAGCCUUCAAGCACAUGACACAUCUUCGCUGCCCACGGUCAUUAUGAGAAACAAGUCCUCCCAGCCCAAGGAGCGCCCUCAGUCCGCAGUCCUCCUGGCCCACGAAACCACUGCCGCCCCCAUGUUUGCUAACAGACGGUCCCAGCAGAGUGUGUCGCUCUCCAAAAGUGUCUCCAUUCAGAACAUUGCUGGAGUUGGCAAUGCUGAGAACAUAUCAAACACCUGGAAAUUCCUGUCUCAUUCAACAGACUCACGAAAUAAAAUCAGCAAGGUCAAUGAGUCAACAGAGUCCCUUACUGAUGAGGAGCUGAUGCAGACGGAGUUCCAUCACCUCCGCACACUCAAGAUCAUGAGCGACGUGUACAGCCGUGGCAUGACAGCCGACCUGCUCUUCAAGCAGCAGAUGGUGGAGAAGCUCUUCCCCUGUUUGGAUGAGCUGAUCAGUAUCCACAGCCAGUUCUUUCAGAGGAUCCUGGAGCGGAAGAAGGACUCUCUGGUGGAUAAAAGUGAAAAGAACUUUCUCAUCAAGAGGAUUGGGGAUGUGCUUGUGCACCAGUUUUCAGGAGAGAACGCAGAACGCUUAAAGAAGACAUACGGCAAGUUUUGUGGGCAGCACAACCAGUCUGUAAACUACUUCAAAGACCUCUAUGCCAAGGAUAAGCGUUUUCAGGCCUUUGUGAAGAAGAAGAUGAGCAGUUCAGUCGUACGGAGGCUUGGAAUCCCAGAGUGUAUAUUGCUUGUAACCCAACAGAUCACCAAAUACCCGGUUUUGUUCCAAAGAAUAUUGCAGUGUACCAAAGACAGUGAAGUGGAACAGGAAAAUCUAGCUCAGUCCCUGGGCCUGGUGAAGGAUGUGAUUGGAGCUGUGGACAGCAAAGUGGCGAGUUAUGAAAAGAAGGUCCGUCUCAAUGAAAUUUAUACAAAGACAGAUAGCAAGUCGAUCAUGAGAAUGAAGAGUGGUCAGAUGUUUGCCAAGGAGGAUCUGAAGCAGAAGAAGCUCGUGCGGGAUGGGAGCGUGUUUCUGAAGAGCACAACAGGGAGGCGGAAAGAGGUUCAAGCGGUCCUGCUUACUGACGUUUUAGUUUUCCUUCAAGAAAAAUACCAGAAAUACGUCUUUGCGUCAUUGGACCAGAAGUCAACGGUGAUCUCCCUAAAGAAGCUGAUUGUAAGAGAGGUAGCACAGGAGGAGAAAGGUUUGUUCCUAAUCAGUAUGGGGAUGAAAGAUCCAGAGAUGGUGGAAGUCCACGCCAGCUCCAAAGAGGAGCGGAACAGCUGGAUUCAGAUCAUCCAGGACACGAUCAGCACCCUAGAUGAAGAUGAAGGAAUUCCUAGUGAAACUGAGGAAGAAAAGAAGAUGUUGGACACCAAAGCUCGGGAGUUAAAAGAGCAACUUCAGCAAAAGGACCAGCAGAUCCUACUCUUACUGGAAGAGAAGGAGAUGAUUUUCCGGGACACGACUGAGUGCAGCACUCCCUUGCCAGAGGAUUGCUCCCCAACUCAAAGCUCUAGGAUCCUCUUCCGAUCCAACACAGAAGAGGCUCUCAAAGCAGGGCCUUUAAUGAAAAGUGCCAUAAAUGAGGUGAAGAUCCUUCAGGGUUUGGUGAGUGGAAGCCUGGGAGGCACACUUGGGCAGGCUGUCAGCAGCCCUGUUGAACAAGAAGGCAUGGUAGGCCCCGUUUCCUUGCCCCGGAGAGCAGAGACCUUUAGAGGAUUUGACAGCCAUCAGAUGAAUGCUUCAAAAGGAGGUGAGAAGGAAGAGGGAGAUGAUGGCCAAGAUCUUAGGAGAACAGAAUCGGAUAGUGGUCUGAAAAAGGGUGGAAAUGCUAACCUGGUAUUUAUGCUUAAAAGAAACAGUGAGGACUUGAAAAAGAAACUGCCAUGGGAAGUGAAGGGCAGUGAGAGUGGAAUCACCUGCCUGGAAGGUCUCGGCCCCUCCCCAGCUUGCAUGGACGUGUGGGCACAGGAGCUGGCGCCCUCUGAUGCCCGCUGGCCGGCCUCCCCUCGAAGAACCCAGCCUGCUCUGCGCCUCCCUCCAUCACCGGAUGCUUUCUUCUCGCCACAGGACCCCUCAUUUUCCCCCAAAUAACAGACCUCAGUGGUCUGCAGAGGGCAGCGCCUGAGACGGCAAACUACAGGGGCCAC